AUGGCAAAGCCGCGCAAGCGCGGUUGGGUUGGAUUCAUGAAACAAGUGGCAGCGGCGGGGUGGCAUUGGCGAUCGAUGAGUCAUGAGUCGAUCGGUGAUGACCACGGUCCCAAUCUUAGUUCUGAGGAAGCGGUGCCGUUUGUCGAUUCUAAGGACACACGCGGAAUAACCGCUGAUCUGGCCACGUCAGAUGGACCUGUCGGCACCAUUGUUCCCUCGCAGUCAACACUUCUUCCGAGACCAUCCUCCUCGUCGAAUGUUCUAAUCACGCUAUUAGACGGCUCAAUAAGAGCCGUAGACUCGCGAACCGGCGAGGUGAAAUGGACCUUCGCGUCCGGUCAGCCGCUCGUCUCCGCCGCAGGUCCAGCGCAGGGAGCGGGGGCGGAAGGGGGGAUCGCGGAAGGGAGGCUGGCGGAAGGUGCAGGGAGGAGGGGAGCGGAAGAGAGUGAGCGGGGGGGGAGGGCUAGGCAUGGGACGGCGGAAAGAUGGGGCGGGGGAAAUGAGAUGGACUGGGACUAUGAGGAGGAUGAGGAUGAGGAGGAGGAUGGGGAGUGGGGAUGGGGGGGAGUGAGGAGCAGAAGGGAGAAUGGUGCGCGUGGCGGUGGGGGUGGCGGGAGUGGCGUUAGUGGGAAGAGUGACGGGAAGGGAGAGGUGGGAAAGGGAAGGGGGAGAGGGGGGGGAAAGGAGAUGGUUAUUCCGGGGGUGAAUGGGCGCCUGUACUCAUACCGAGAAGGGCUCGGCUUGCAGGAGCUACCCAUAACAGCCAAAGAGCUCGUGUCCGCCUCCCCUUCAGUCACCCGCGACGGCGCCACCGUGAUCGUUGGAUCACAGAAAUCAACGGCCUUCCUGCUCGACCCAGUCACAGGCGCCGUGCUGCGCUCUUUCGACCCGCUCGCUCCUCCGGGCGGCGGCUUGUCCUUUUCUGCGACUAGUAAUGAUGGGAACGAGCAGAUGGACGGCCCACUGGCGGAGUGCCUCAAGAUGGCAGAAGAGGAGAGCGGCGAAGUCGUGGGGAUAGAUGGAGGAGCUGGGUUCCUGGAAGGUUCUAGGAGCAGUGAAAGGGAGGGAGCAGAAGGCUUACCACAGCAGCAGCAGCAGCAGAAGAAGAAGAGGGAGUGUGAUCGCCUGCUUGCGUCGUCCCUGCUGGUGCUCCGAACCGACUAUGUGGUUCGGGCGGUGGAGCUCAGGUCCGGCAAGCAGCGGUGGAACGUCAGCUUCGGCGAGCUGAGCCCCGUGAAUGGAGCUCUGCUGGGAUUAGCGGGAGGCGUGGGGGGAGGCGUGGGGGGCGGAGCACCGAUUGGGGGAGUCUUGGGGGGAGCGCUGGGGGCAGCAAGGGGAAGUGGAGGGGGGAGAUCAGGGAUUGAUCUCACAGGUAGAGGCGUCUUUGAUGGUCAUGGGGGGGGGAUAGAUAACGCUGCUGCUUCUUCUUUGGCAGUGGCUAAACGACAGCUCUUGCCAUCCAGCGUUUCUGGAGAAGAUACGGAGCCAGAUAUUGAUCUGGGUAUUGGGGUGGGGGGACAAGGUCAGGGAGAUAGGGACGAUGUCGGAGGUUCAGGGUUGGCAGGAUUCAACGCAGGGUUAACCGCUGCAGCUACCACGAGUAUAGACCCAUCAGAAGAGGGCAACUCUGACAUCUACUCAAUCCAGCUGACCAACUCGGAAACAGGGAAGAAGGCAUGGCAGACUACUUUUUCGUCUGCCCCGCUCGCAGCGUUCACGCCCUCGGGCAGGCUGGUGCAGGAAUUCGUGUCGCGCGAUUCGUCCAAGGACACGGGGCCCGGGCAGGUGCUGUAUGUGGGGCGCGUGGCAGGCAGCCCAUUCGCCCUCGUCACUCCCAGCGCCGCUGACGCACCCAACACUGCCCUCCCCCUCCUCCCAGCCUCGCCCCACUCCCCCUCUGACGGCCGGCAUGUGGGUAUGGCUGCAGGCUUGUCGGGUGGUGCAGGGAUGGGUGGUGGUGCGGUGGCGGGUAGGACAGGCAAAUUCACCGUGACUGAGCCGCCUAGGAUUGCAGGGACACGAGCCCUGCUGUGCAUGGGGGCGCUGACUUGGCGGGGGCUGAACAUGGAGUGCAAAGUCCCUGGAACGAUGACCGUCAGGGACGUUCAGGAAAUUCUGUGGGGUCGCGGCAUUGGCGCCAGUGACACUAACGGGGUUGCUAGUAACGCGGAUAUGGAGUUUGGUGGGGGCAGAGGGGAGAAGAACCGCCGUCUGGGUCCCCCUAAAGACAUGGAGCCUGCUGUGGGACCCCAGGCCCCGCCUACUCCGCCGAACCUCUUGUCCUCGUUCGGGAUCCUGGCUGCCGCAGCUGCGACCCUGGCUGGGAUAGUUGCCGGCGCUUCGGUAUUCUCUUACUCCUCCUCAGCCCCAACCUCCUCCUCCUCUGCUGCAGCCGCAUCGGGUCGCACCACUCCUGCAAGGAAGCAUCGGCAGGGUUCCUCCUCUCACCCUCCCAGGCAUGCGUCGCACAUGAACGGUGCGCCCAGUGGCAGGGGGACGUAUCGAGGAGGGGCUACUAACGAGGAUGGGCUGUCGUGGGUGGCACGGGGAUUGGUGGCGCUGCUGCCUGCUUCAUGGCGAGAUUGGGCGGUUGAGCACUUGGGUGGGGGUGGCAGUGGCAGUAGCAGUAGCAACAGGAAACGAGGCAAGCAGGGGGCUGGUCGGAGGAACAAGCUUUUGGAAGAAGCAGCAGGCGGUGAAGCAGUAGCAGGGGGAGGGGAAGGAGGGCCACAGGGUGAACAGCAGGACGACACGGCCAAUGGGAUCGUGCCAUCUGGACAUGACGGCUCAGGGGAUGCAGGCAGGGAGGAUUCGGGGCAGGGCGAAUCUGGGGGAGGGAGGCUGAGCAGAUUGCUGGGUAGUGUGGGGAAGCUGGGCAGUGGCAGCAGGCAGAACAGCGCAGGGAAACUGAUUACCCGGCGAGGCAGCCGCGACAACGAAGGGCAAGGAGAGGGGCCGGGCGCGGGUGUAGGUGGUGCUGAUACUGGCACAGCAGGCGAUGAGGAGAGCGAGGAGGACGGGGAGGAACGCGAGGAGGGGCGGUGGGUGGGGCGGCUGUUUGUCUCCAGGCGGGUGAUCGGCCACGGGAGUCACGGCACGCUGGUGCUGGAGGGGCGGCUGGAGGGGCGGCAGGUGGCCGUGAAGCGGCUGCUGUCGCAGUUCUACGAGCGUGCGAGGCAGGAGAUUUCUGCGCUGAUUGCCACGGAUGAGCACCCGAACGUGGUGCGGUGCUUUGCAAUGGAGGAGGAUGACUCGUUUGUGUAUGUGGCGCUGGAGCGGUGUGCGUUUAACCUCGCUGAUCUCGUGCUCGCGUGCCGGGCUAGCCUCGCUGCAGCUAUGGCACCACCUGCUGUCGGUGCUGCUGGUGCUGCAUCUGGUGGUGUCGACAUGGGGAUCAGCAAGAGGCUCGGCGACGGAGCAAGCUCGUUCGACACGAUGACAGCAGGUUCGGGCAGCAGUGGGUGGCAGGCACCGGAGCAGCUGGAGGACGGGUCUCGGCUGACGAAAGCGGUGGACAUGUUUUCGUUUGGGUGCCUGGUGUUCUUCUGUGUGAGCGGCGGCAGCCACCCGUUUGGCGAGUGGUUUGAGCGCGAUGCGAAUGUGGUGGCAGGGAGGGCGGAUCUGUUCCCCAUCGACCACGUGCCUGAGGCCCUGGACCUUGUUGCGGCAUUGCUGGACAGAGAUCCUGAAAAGAGGCCCCCGGCACACGCGGUGCAGAGGCACCCGUUCUUCUGGUCAGCAGAGCAGCGGCUGGCCUUCCUGCGAGACGCCAGUGACCGCGUGGAGGGGGAGGACCGCGAGGCCCACUCGCCUCUCCUCAAUGCCCUAGAGGCUGUAGCGCCAAGGGCCAUAGCUCGCAAGGGGGGGAUUAGUAAAGCGCCUGGGGAGAAGGGCGGUGGGUGGAACGAGCGUGUGGACGCGGCGCUGCUGGGGAAUCUGGGGAAGUACAGGCGGUAUAACUUUCACAGUGUGCGGGACCUGCUAAGGGUGAUUCGGAACAAGUGCAAUCAUUACCGGGAACUGCCGCCCGAGCUGCAGGAGCUCUUGGGUCCUCUUCCUGAUGGAUUUGAGAGCCGAGCACGCUGUCUAUCCAACGGUGCCACCGCAUUCAACGGCGUGCGACAAGCGAUCUUGAGAAAUUCUUCGUCCCUUCAGCGCGGUAGCCCCGCCUCGUCGUCUCUCCCCGUUUCCCGACGGGCGUCUCGAUCGCGAGUGGUCAUGGCGUCAGCGGCAACGACGAGCAGCGAGGAGCUGUCGGAGUUCGUGGCUCGCGACAACCGUCGCAUGCUGCACGUCGUCUACCGCGUGGGCGACCUGGACGCCGCUAUCAAGUUCUACACGGAGUGUCUGGGCAUGAAGCUGCUGAGGCAGCGCGACAUUCCCGAGGAGAAGUAUUCCAACGCCUUCCUCGGCUACGGACCUGAAACCUCCACCUUCGUUGUGGAGCUCACCUAUAAUUACGGGGUGGAUUCGUACGACAUUGGAGCGGGCUUUGGGCAUUUCGGCAUCGCUGUUGAGGAUGUGUACAAGACGGUGGAGCUGGUGAAAUCGCGGGGUGGCAAGGUGACGCGCGAGGCUGGCCCUGUGAAGGGCGGACAGAGCGUCAUCGCUUUCGUUGAGGACCCGGCUGGGUACAAGUGGGAGAUUAUCCAACGGCCACCUACUCCCGAGCCACUGUGCCAGGUUAUGCUGCGAGUGGGAGAUCUCGACAGAGCAAUCAAGUUCUACGAGAAGGCGUAUGGCAUGAAGCUGCUAAGGACAAGGGACAACCCACAGUACAAGUACACAAUCGCCAUGGUGGGGUAUGGGCCCGAGGCGGAGAGUGCAGUGGUGGAGCUCACAUACAACUAUGGGGUCGAGUCCUAUGAGAAGGGCAAUGCCUAUGCGCAG
Molecule: messenger RNA, 4890 nt
Organism: Closterium sp. Yama58-4
Lineage: Eukaryota; Viridiplantae; Streptophyta; Zygnematophyceae; Desmidiales; Closteriaceae
Source: the annotation of a GenBank genome assembly